Messenger RNA from Clunio marinus, 1155 nucleotides. The record is from the annotation of a GenBank genome assembly. NCBI's taxonomy places the organism in Eukaryota, Metazoa, Arthropoda, Insecta, Diptera, Chironomidae.
AUGAUAUGGUUGAAAGUUUUCGCAGUGUUAAUUGUUGGUUUGAUAUCUGGAAUAACAAAUGAAGUUAAUGGAAGUGAUCAUAUAAUUGUUGAAACCGAAAAUGUGAAAAAUGACGGUCGUGAGAAUCGAGAACUUGGAGUACAAUAUCGACUUGCAUGUCCAGGUUUAAGUGAAUGCGUAUCGCUUCGAGAAUGCCCCCAAAUUCUGCCCGAAGCGACAAAAAGAUGUUACAACAGCGAUCGAUCUUUAUUUUGUGGAGUUAAUCAAAAUUAUGAACCUUAUGUGUGUUGUCCAACUUAUUCAUCUCCAACUUAUGCUACCGACGACACCACAAGCAACUUCGAUAAAUCAAGUGGAUCAUGUGGAAGGAGUUUAGUCCAGGGAUCUUCUUACAAAAAACUCGGUGCAUAUCCAUUUGCUGCUAGAAUUGGUUUCAAAAACAUUAACACUGGUCAUUUAGCUUAUCCUUGUACGGGAUCAAUCAUUUCAAAAAGAGUUAUUUUGACUGCUGGUCAUUGUGCACUCGCAAAGGCUGACGGCCAUCGUCUGUCAUCAGUACGAAUCGGUGAAUUUGAUUCAACAAAAGAUCCAGAUUGUGCUGAAUCUGGUUUUUGUGCACCAUCAGCAAUUAACCAUGCAGUGUCACAUGUUGUUGUUCAUCCCGAUUAUGUAAACGGUCAAUAUCACCAUGACAUCGCUCUACUUAUUCUCCGAACGCCGAUUAAUUAUACUGUCGCUGCUCAACCAAUUUGCCUUCAACGAGAUCGCACAAAUUUAGUGGUCGGAAAGCGUGCGACUAUUAUUGGAUGGGGAAAAAUUUCAUUGUCAACGGUUAGAUCACCUGAAAUGCAAUACAUGGAUGUUCCGCUUGCAUCGUGGGAUCAAUGUUUGAGAGUUUACAGUGCUUCAGGUGCUUUAGACUCUCAGAAAUCUAUCGAGGGACAAUGGAUGUGUGCGGGUGGAGAAGGUCGAGAUGUUUGUCAGGGAUUUGGUGGUGCGCCACUUUUAAUAACUGAAAGUGGAAUAACCAGUCAAAUUGGAAUCAUGUCAUUUGGAUCCGAAAAUUGCGGAGGGAUAAGAGUUCCAAGUGUUUAUACUUCUAUCGCCAACUUUUACAAUUGGAUUCAAGAAAACAUUCCAAUCGAGUGAAUAAAA